Molecule: messenger RNA, 3758 nt
Organism: Lagenorhynchus albirostris (white-beaked dolphin)
Lineage: Eukaryota; Metazoa; Chordata; Mammalia; Artiodactyla; Delphinidae
Gene: ARMCX3
Product: armadillo repeat containing X-linked 3
Exons: 4
Coding region: 861-2000 (379 amino acids)
Cellular component (GO): mitochondrion
Molecular function (GO): protein binding
Source: RefSeq, a predicted model, not a curated record
UGGGGGUGGCCGAGGGCGCAGGGCGGAGACCGUCGCGAGUCCUGGGGCGCCUCCAUCGUCUCUCCCACUCGCCGCCGGCUUUCCAAGACAUCUGUCCCGCCCGCAGCCCAUUUCGUUGCUGCGAAAUGGUGAGCAGCGGGGUGUUUGGGGAGGAGCUCAGAGAUUGGGAGGUGGGAAUCUGGUGGAACCGAGGCCAUAAUCUGGAAAGGGAGCUGCGGCCUGGGUGUUUGCCCCCAGUACUCCAGGACAGUGCCGGCGGGGAAAGGCUGGACAUGGGGAGGCGGGGGUGCAACGUGAUGUGUCAGCAGAACCCCGAGAGGGGUUAUAGGGGUGGGAAACCUUUGACAACCAGGCCUCCGAAUUAGGAAAGAGUUUUCUGUUCUGGGGACCGGUCCGUCCACCAAGCACUCGGUAGCGGCUGUUUCCAGUUUUUCUGUGACUGUGUCUUCCUGACCAUGGCUCUGUGUUUUGUGGGUCCGAGCCUCUCCCGGGUUGCCAGUCUUUCCGUAGGUUGCGGCACUACGCCAGGCUAGAGAAGAGGAAGGAAAUUAACCCCGAUCGGUGAAGGUCGAUUUGAGGGUCUGCUGUAGCAGGUGGCACCACUUGAAAAGAGGGAGGAAGUUUCCUCAGAUCAGUAGAGAUUGCAAGGGUUGUUGGGCGUGGCACACCUCCAGGGGAGGGAAGAAGGGGCAAACUGCCUGUCUGAAGGAGGUCCGCCUCCAGAAUCAGCUGUUGUGGCCUUGAAGAGGCUGAAGACAAUCAUCCUCCGAAGGCCUGCACCCAGGCCAGGCCCAUAGCCCUCCUCCCCCAGCCUGUGACUACUGUGUUCCUUGGUCCCUGAUAUCGUCAGGGACGAUUGCAUGGGCUACGCCAGGAAAGUAGGCUGGGUGACCGCAGGACUGGUGAUUGGGGCUGGCGCCUGCUAUUGCAUUUAUAGACUGACCAGGGGAAGAAAACAGAACAAGGAGAAAAUGGCUGAGGGCGGGUCUGGCGACAUGGAUGAUGUUGGGGACUGUCCUGGGGCCAGGUACAAUGACUGGUCUGAUGAUGAUGAUGACAACAGUGAGAACAAAGGUAUAGUAUGGUACCCACCUUGGGCCCGGAUUGGGACUGAGGCUGGGACCAGAGCUAGGGCCAGGGCAAGGGCCAGGGCUACCCGGGCUCGUCGGGCCGUGCAGAAAAGGGCUUCCCCCAAUUCAGAUGAUACUAUUUUGUCCCCUCAAGAGUUGCAAAAAGUUCUUUGCUUGGUUGAGAUGUCUGAAAAGCCUUAUAUUCUCGAAGCAGCUUUAAUUGCCCUGGGUAACAAUGCUGCUUACGCAUUUAACAGAGAUAUUAUUCGUGAUCUGGGUGGUCUCCCGAUUGUUGCAAAGAUUCUCAAUACUCGGGAUCCCAUAGUUAAGGAAAAGGCUUUAAUUGUCCUAAAUAACUUGAGUGUGAAUGCUGAAAAUCAGCGCAGGCUUAAGAUAUACAUGAAUCAAGUGUGUGAUGACACAAUCACUUCUCGCUUGAACUCAUCUGUGCAGCUGGCGGGACUAAGAUUGCUUACGAACAUGACUGUUACUAAUGAGUAUCAGCACAUGCUUGCUAAUUCCAUUUCAGACUUUUUUCGUUUAUUUUCAGCAGGAAAUGAAGAAACCAAAUUUCAGGUUUUGAAACUCCUUUUGAAUUUGGCUGAAAAUCCAGCCAUGACUAGAGAACUGCUCAGGGCCCAAGUACCAUCUUCACUGGGUUCCCUCUUUAAUAAGAAGGAGAACAAAGAGGUGAUUCUUAAACUUCUGGUCAUAUUUGAGAACAUAAAUGACAAUUUUAAAUGGGAGGAAAAUGAACCUACUCAGAAUCAAUUCAGCGAAGUUUCACUUUUUUUCUUUUUAAAAGAAUUUCAAGUGUGUGCUGAUAAGAUUCUGGGGAUAGAAAGCCAUCAUGAUUUUUUGGUGAAAGUAAAAGUUGGAAAAUUCAUGGCCAAACUGGCUGAGCAUAUGUUCCCAAAGAGCCAGGAAUAACUUCUUGAUUUUGUAGUUUAGAAGCAACACACAUUGUAAACUACUCCUUUUCUCCACCUUGUUUAUAUGGUAAAGGAAUCCUUUCAGCUGCCAAUUUUGAGUAAUGAAUAUCAUAUUGUAUCAUCAACGCUGAUAUUUAUCUGAGUUGGUCUUCAGGUCUAAGCUGGAUGAAUGAAUAUCACUACCUGUUCUGAAAACAAGUUUGUUGCUUUUUAUCUCACUGCCUAGAUUGAAAUAUUUUUACUAUUUCUUCUGCACAAGUGACAGUGAACCAAUUCGUCAUAAAUAAGCUCUCUCCUGUCAUGGGCAUUGACUUAAUUUGUAUAUCAUCAAUAAAGUUGUGUGCUAAUGCUGGAAAAAAAAGAAAGAAGAAAAAGAAACCAUCCUUGUCUUUUGGUUUAUAAUCUAGUUGGAGAGAUAAGAAACAUACAAACAAAAAGAUAAUAUCUCAAGCAUAUAUUCAUCGUCAAAUAUGUGCGUUCAGAGCACAGAGGAAGCAAAGGUUUCUGUGGGAUACAAUAGUCAGCUACAGAUUUAUGGAGGAAGUGGCCAUUUAAAAUGAGUCCUCUAUGGGAUAGGUAGUUAGGGCAUUCCGUAUGAUGGGAGUGACGGGGGACUGGUGUGAGAAAGGCAUGGAGGUAGGAAGUCUUCCUAUGACAGUAAGGGGGAGACUAGUCUGCUUAGAGUGGAGAGUGUAAGGAUGGGAAGUAAAUAAAUUUGGAAAACUGGCUGAAGCCAGUUUGUGGAGAACUGUUUGAAUAUUAUCCCACUGAACACUGAGAGCCAGUAAAUAAUUUUGACUAGAAAGAAUAAUUGGAAUUCAUAUAAAAGUUCCUCUCUCACCCACUGUGCAGUGUGCUUGAGGGUGUGGCAAAAUGGAUCCUUUCAAACCCUGGUGGUAGGAAUGAGCUUACACUGGCUCAAGGUUUGUGGAGGGCCAUUUUGUAAUACAUAUCAUAAGCCUUAAAAUAUGUAAACCCUUUGUCCCAAAGAAAUAAUUGAUUCAUUGGCCAAAAACUGUAUGUACAAGGCUGUUCAUCCCAGCAAUGUGUAAAAUAGUAAAAACUGGAACCAACUUAAACAAUUUAGCACACUGGAUUGGUUAAAUAAAUUAAAGAAUAUUCACACGGUAUAAGAUAAAUAUGUCACUUGCAAUCCAUAUUGCCAGGGAACGAUAUUCAUCAUGCAUUGUUAAGUGAGAAAGGUAGGUUAGAUAGCAGUAUUCAUAGUAUGAUUCCACUUUUUUGAGAAUAUAAGACGUUUAAGUAGACACUAAAAACUCUGGAAUUACAGACACCCAAAUAGUAACAGUGGUUAUCUUUGGGUGGAAGGAUAGAGUAAUCUUUACCUUUUUACUUUUUAUUCAUCUAUGUGUUCUUAUUUAUCUAAAACAAAUACUGAUUUUUUCAAAAAUUUUUGAAAAAUAAGUGUUGGGAAUGGAGCAGGUGAUUGGAGCAUGUACUGAGUGGAAAAAAUAUUUAGAUUAAACAUGAGAUGGGUUGAAGUUUUCUCUCUGAAAUAAUAGAUGAGUGCUGAAGAUGGGGCUCGUUGUGAGGAUUAAAUGAAGUAAUACAUGGGAAAUACUUAGAAUGUUCUGGCACAUAGCAGUUAAUUAAGAAAAGUGAGCACGCUUAAUUCCCUGGAAUUCAAGGUUGAUAGCUUUUUUGGUUGACCUUUGUUUCGCUGGGGGCAUUCUUCCACAUGUCAGCAUCAUUUAAUAAAUAAUAACAACAAUAAAGUUUAGCACUUAUUAAGUGA